CGAAGCACCAUAUAUAAAAACAUCUCAGAUAGCUAGAGGGAGAGUGAUGAAGGUAGCAACAAUGGCGGCCGAGGCUCAGCAAUUGACCGUUCCCACCGAGGCGGAGCUUCUGCAGGGGCAGGCCGACCUUUGGCGCCACAGCCUCUACUACAUGACCUCCAUGGCAUUCCAGUGCGCCGUCAAGCUCGGCGUCCCGACCACCAUCCACAGCCUGGGUGGCGCGGCAUCGCUGCCUGAUCUGGUCACCGCACUGUCCCUUCCACCCGCCAAACUGCCUUACCUCCGUCGCAUCAUGCGGCUGCUGGCCACGUCCGGCGUCUUCGCCGCCGACAACGCCGCCGACGUGGUCACCUACUACCGCCUGACCCCCCUGUCCUGGCUCCUCCUUGACGGCGUCGCCGUAGAUGGCCACCCAAGCCAAACCUCCAUUGUGCUUGCCGCAACCUCGAGGCACUGCCUUGAGGCUGCCAUGGGGCUCUCCGACUGGUUCCAGAAGGACGUCGUGGCGUCGCCGUUCGAGGAUCUCCAUGGUGUGACCCUCUUCGACGAGAGCAUGGCGAAACAUGACCCUGAGGUCGACGCCGUGUUCAACGAAGCCCUGGCGUCCCAUGAUAAUUCCGGGUUCCUCACGGUCUUGCGGGAGUGCGGCGCCCUCUUCCAGGGGCUGGAGUCCCUGACCGACUGCUGUGGCGGCGACGGCACGACCGCAAGGGCCAUCGUGGAGGCCUUUCCGCAAAUCAAGUGCACCGUGCUCGACCUUCCGCGGGUGAUCGACAAUGUCCCUGCCCACGGUGUCGUUAACUACCUGGCCGGUGACAUGUUCAAGUCCGUCCCACCUGCUCAGGCUGUGUUGAUCAAGCUUGUGCUGCACCACUGGAGUGAUGAGGACUGCAUGAAGAUCCUUGCUCAAUGCAAGAAGGCCAUCCCUUCGCGGGAAGAGGGAGGGAAAGUGAUUGUGAUCGACAUAGUUGUAGACUCUUCUUCGGGACCAACGCACGAAGCAGAGCUCCUGAUGGAUGUAGCCAUGAUGGUGAUGACCAAUGGCCGGCAGCGAGAUGAAACUGACUGGAGCGAGAUAUUCACCAAGGCAGGAUUCAGUGACUACAAACUUGUGAAGAAACUGGGAGCUCGAGGUGUCUUUGAGGUCUACCCGUGAGACAGGCCCAAAAAUACGUAUUAUAAUUUGUGGUUUGGUUCAGAAGAUGUGCUCUAUGGGGACUGUCUUACUUUGUCAGGUACGUUUCAAGGAGGAUACAAGGUACGAGCGAGCAUAUGGAGUGUUAUGCAUAUGGGUGUCAUGCAUUCUUGGUAACUUUCCGAUCGGUAAAAUUUUCAUUCGAUUAAGUACGAAAGCACUCGGUAUGCUUUUCCGUGUAUCAUGUACACGGUUACUACAACCAGAAUGUGAUGUUUGUUGAUGUCGAUACCAUGUAAUACUCAAUUGUCGCAUGUAAACUAUCACUUAUGAUGUCUAAUAUGUCAAGUUUGUGUUGAAUACAUGUAUAUAUUGGAGUAAUCCAAAUGUAUUUGGAUAGGAGUUGGGUCGUUUUCCCACACCA
Molecule: messenger RNA, 1559 nt
Organism: Triticum dicoccoides
Lineage: Eukaryota; Viridiplantae; Streptophyta; Magnoliopsida; Poales; Poaceae
Product: flavonoid O-methyltransferase-like protein Os11g0303600
Exons: 2
Coding region: 47-1156 (369 amino acids)
Molecular function (GO): protein dimerization activity; O-methyltransferase activity
Source: RefSeq, a predicted model, not a curated record